Echinostoma caproni is the source of this 348-nucleotide messenger RNA. Lineage: Eukaryota; Metazoa; Platyhelminthes; Trematoda; Plagiorchiida; Echinostomatidae. The record is from the annotation of a GenBank genome assembly.
AUGGGCCACAAGCCGAGGGUUGUAGAAAAAGAAGAACGAGACUAUAAAAAGACCGCGAUGACCCCGAAGGUAGACUCAAGUAUCAAAAUGAUAGACUGCAGUAUGUCUGAAACGAAGAAAGCCUUGAUCACCGAUCGGUUCGUUACUUUGGCCAAAGAGGUCAAGAACGAUCCGAAACAAAUGAGCGCGGUCGCGACGAAACUCAAACGAUUCCUCGAAGAUAUGUACGGUCAAGUGUGGCACGUGGUUNGCUCUUAUUGGAUGAACUAUUCACAUGCACCGCUUUAUUCCUUGCAAUUCCAACACGGACCUUUUGUGUGCGUCGUGUGGAGAACAUCUUCUGCGUAG